UAGUUGGCAACUUGUGUAGCCCACCGUUGUGGAUCUUGCGGAUGAAAUUCAAAUGUCAGUGGUCAAGUAGAGAAAAGAGAAAAUGGCUCAGACAAAUUUUCCUCCUGGCUUUCGCCCACCAACAGCGGACGUACUUAGGAUAUUGACUUGUGAUAGCGAUGAUGAUGAUAAUGAGUACCUUCAGCACGUCAAUAAUAAUGUGCGCGAAAAAGAUGAAGGCCUCCGCAAAGUGCUCGGGCAGGAACAGACGUCUAAGAAUAAAAUUAACAGAAAGGACAAGAAUACUGGGAGCACAGGCAAAGCGACGUUGCCUUUGCGAAGAUCAACCCGCGGAAGGGGACUGACGGUUCAAGAGGAAAGCAACAUUUCAUCCCCGGGCCCUUCUCAACCACCCAGCAGCAAUCAUGUACUAAGAGAUUCAAAUUUGUCAAAUAAGAUGAGUCCUAUCCCUGUCGCUCCCUCUUUCCACACUCAUUACUUCGACCACACCCUAAGAUCUGUUUCCCCUACUCCUUCUCAACGCUCUGCUGUAAGCAGCUCUACAGUCAAUGCAGCCGAACCCUCUGAAUCUUUUAACUCAAGAAAAGAUGAUAUGUCAGGAGGAGAAAGCUUUAAUUUUGAUGAUACAGCUGAAAAAGCACCGAGCACAACUAGUUCAAUUGUUGCUGAUAGUUUUGAUAGCAGUUCUGAAAAGAGAGGCCAUAACUCAAAUGAAAAAUCUCACACACUAGUAAGCUACGGCAGCAGUGAUAAUAUUUAUAGAAGUUCUGAAAAGAGAGGCCAUAACUCAAAUCAAAAACCUAACCGACUAGUAAGCUACCCUAGCAGCAACAGUGACACAGAAUCAGAUAAAGAGAAUACGAGUCCUACGAGAGAAAUAAGUCCCAUGAGAGAAACGAGUCCCAUGAGAGAAACCAGUCCUACGAGAGAAAUAAGUCCAAUGAGAGAAACAAGUCCCAAACCCAACCAAAAAAAGAGACGUCGACCUGAAAAGAAAAUAAGAUUGAGAGGACAUAUAAUCACCUCUGAAAAUGCAUUACCUACUUUAUCCAGUAAUUUAGAUAAGGACCUGAAAGAGGGUACUGUAAAAAGAAUGCAGCUUAACAAAGAGGUGAAGGAAUACAUUAAGGAAAAAACUGGAGACCAACACUUGACACCAGAGGAAUGGAACUUUAUAUGUGAAGCACUAGUUAAAACUUACACUAUAUUAUCUGAUGCCGAUGACCCAAAGGGAUAUAAAACCUUAAAGUACAAACUCCAAAACAGUAUAACAAGUGAAAGGAGCUACCAACUAAAUGGGGUCCCUUCAAGAAAUAAGGUUCCUUCAGCUACAAGUCAACCCUCGACCAGCCGCAGUAACAACAGUGAGUCUAUGUUGUUAGAGCUUCAGAUUCCCAGUAGGGACAUUGAGCGGCUAAAGUUUCUGAUUACUGAAACACUUCAAGAGCGGCAAGGAGUUGGGCCUGAUGAUCGGAUAAGGCUGUAUCCCCAUUACAAAAAUGGUGAAAUGCUUCUUUUUGAAUAUGCAACCCUAAUCGAGAUGAAUCGAACUGAACUAGAACAAAAUGCAGCAGUAUUGUUACAAGACCUGGCACCAAGGCCUGAGGGCAUCACACUAGAGCAAAAAUUAGAGAAAAUCAAUACAGUACAAUCUGAGCUCAUUCCAAAGUCCUUAAAGAAGAGGUGCAUAAAGCCAGCACUUAUUUCCAGAGAUGUAAGAACACUACUCUAAAACACAUGAUAUUAUAUUGAUAUGAAGUAUUAAAAUCUAAAAUAAAUUAUAUUUGUGAAGACCUUAUAUUUUCAUUCUCUUACAGGCAACUGAAGUGUAUGGUGACAUAAAUGCAUUAGCUCUUGGGCAUGAGGAACAGGCCCCCUUUUGCGUCACAGUUCUUGACACAAAUCAAUUAGCAGAAAGAGUUAUCACAAAAGCCAUAUUGAUUUACA
This is a messenger RNA of Frankliniella occidentalis (western flower thrips), 1947 nucleotides long. RefSeq lists its product as uncharacterized. Lineage: Eukaryota; Metazoa; Arthropoda; Insecta; Thysanoptera; Thripidae. The coding region runs from base 83 to 1732 and encodes 549 amino acids. The record is from RefSeq and is a predicted model, not a curated record. The transcript is spliced from 11 exons.